Molecule: messenger RNA, 336 nt
Organism: Seminavis robusta
Lineage: Eukaryota; Bacillariophyta; Bacillariophyceae; Naviculales; Naviculaceae
Source: the annotation of a GenBank genome assembly
AUGAGACUGUUGGGACCCAAGUUCGUGGUGGGGGCCUUGGCGACGGCCUCUUUGGCUAGCGCCUUUGUGUCUCCUGCGAGCAGAAGGAGCAACAUUGCGACGACAAACCUUGAGAACAAUCUACCGGUACAGUUGCAGGCCACUACAUGCGGAUGCGACGAUGUCAUCAUGGCGGGGAAUCCACCGGCGCAAGCACUGGAACUCGAUGCUAGAAAAGUUAUUGGGGCAUAUUCUGUGCAGAAUGCCAUGGGACAAGAAUUGUCCAUGGACGAAUUGGUGUUGAGGAAGGGCAAUGACGACGUGUCUAUUGUGGUCUUUUUGCGAUCACUUGGGUGA